This is a messenger RNA of Rosa rugosa (rugosa rose), 1746 nucleotides long. Its product is annotated as UDP-glucose flavonoid 3-O-glucosyltransferase 7-like. Gene Ontology annotation, molecular function: UDP-glycosyltransferase activity. The transcript has a single exon. The coding region runs from base 156 to 1610 and encodes 484 amino acids. Lineage: Eukaryota; Viridiplantae; Streptophyta; Magnoliopsida; Rosales; Rosaceae. The record is from RefSeq and is a predicted model, not a curated record.
AUAAAGUCUGGCCACCCAAGUCUUUAUCUUGCAAUUUUUCUUCGCUACGGCAGUUGCUGCAGAUUACACUAUUAAUAUCCAGUCUUUCCAUGUUAUAAUCUCAUAUUUUCAAAGCUGUGUACAUAAGAGCUGUAUACUCUCUUCCAAACUAAUCCAUGGAAACCAAAACUCAUCAGCAGCUUCACAUUUUUUUCCUUCCAUUUAUGGGCCAAGGCCACACAUUACCCCUCAUAGAUAUAGCAAAACUAUUUGCUUCACGUGGUGAAAAGUCCACCAUAAUAACCACCCCAGCCAAUGCACCACUCUUCACCAAGGCAAUCCAAACAAGUAGAAGUUCGGGUUUAGAAAUUGAAUUUCUUCUCAUCAAAUUCCCAUCUACCGAAGUUGGGUUGCCUGAAGGUAUUGAAAGUAGAAACUGGGCUGAGACUGGAGAGAUGGCGGAAAAGUUCUUCAAAGCUCUCACUCUGCUUAAACAAGAGGUAGAGCGGCUUUUGGACCAACAUCAUCCUCAGUGUCUUGUUGCAAGCUCGUUGUUUCAUUGGUCUACGGAUCUUGCUGCCAAGUUUGGCAUUCCAAGGCUCAUCUUUCAGGGACCUGGUUUUUUCUCCUUGUGUGCUGCAAUGAGUGUGACACUGUACCAACCUCACAUGAAGGUUGCAUCUGAUUCAGAAUCUUUUCUUCUUCCUAAUCUCCCGCAUGAGAUCAAGAUGACAAGAAACGAACUACCAUAUUUUCUUACUCAUCAAAAUAGCGAGGGAGAACUCUUCAAAUUGCUCGGAGCAUUGAAAGAGACUGAGGAAAGGAGCUAUGGGAUUAUCAUUAACAGCUUCUAUGAACUUGAGCCAGAUUAUGUAGAUCACUAUAGGAAGGUGUUUGGGAGGAAGUCAUGGCAUAUCGGCCCAGUUUCAUUAUGCAACAAGGCAGAAAAAGAUAUAUCAGCUAGGGGAAGGGAAGGCUCAGUUGAUGAUGUACAUGAGUGCUUGCAAUGGCUCAAUUCCAAGAAACCCCGUUCGGUUGUUUAUGUAUGCUUUGGAAGCCUAAACAGUUUCAGUGACUGUCAGCUCUUAGAAAUUGCCUUGGGUCUUGAGGCUUCACAACAGCAAUUCAUUUGGACUGUCAAGAAGGAAAAGAAUGACAAAGAAGUGUGGUUGCCUGAAGGAUUAGAGCAGAGAAUGGAGGGAAAGGGACUUAUUAUAAGAGGUUGGGCUCCCCAACUACUGAUUCUUCAACAUGAAGCAGUUGGAGCGUUUCUUACUCAUUGUGGGUGGAACUCAAUCCUUGAAGGAGUGACUGCCGGGGUUCCAAUGAUCACCUGGCCGGUGUUUGCAGACCAGUUUUACAAUGAGAAGUUGGUGACUCAAAUACUUGGGAUUGGGGUUGCUGUGGGUUCUCAAAAGUCGGAGGAUGGUGGUGUGAAGAGCGAAGCCAGUGUGAAGAGGGAGGCCAUAGAGAAGGCUGUGACUGAUAUCAUGGAGGGUGAGGAAGCUGAGGAAAUAAGAAGCAAAGCUAUUGCGCUAGGCGAGAUCGCAAGGAGCGCAGUUGAAGAUGGUGGUUCAUCGUUCUUGGAUUUAACUUCUCUAAUUGAAGAGCUGAGGUCCUUUGGGUCUUGAUUCUCUUGAAGCAGCCAAAAUGCAAUAUUUUCUGCUUCAAGAAGUAACGGUUGCAUCUAAUACUAGUUUAAAUUGUUGGUAUACCUAUAUGUAAUGUGAAAGUUGAAAUAAAUCACAUGAGAGAAAUUAUAGUGUU